AUGUCACUCCGCAUGGCCGCACAGAUGACGAAAUUGACCUCACACCACCUACAGGACCAACCACUCCUCCGCCUUCCCCAUGAGCUCGCUCGCAGAAACUUCAAAUCCGUACAAAGAGCUGUAGAACGAGAGAAAGAAUAUGUCAUUCCAGCACUCAAGGACACCGCCAAUGCAUCGCUCUCCAACACACAAACUCCUGACCAGACACUCGCCGCUCUCGAUGCGAUGAUUUCCAGAAUGCAGGGUCUGAAGCGCAAGAUGGAAGGACUGCAAGAGGAAGAGAAGAAGAUCCACAAUCAAUCUCGCAAACGUAUCCAGCACCUCGAGGCGUUGCACAAGAUUCCGAGUCUGGCCGACGUCAAAUAUGACCAAUGGUCGCGAGUUCGGUUGGACCGUUUACUGGUAGACCACAUGCUACGCUCAGGAUACUCAGACAGUGCCCAGAAGCUUGCCAAAGAGAGAAGCAUCGAGGAUCUGGUGGACCUCGGUGUGUUCACCCAGUGCCAGCGAGUGGUCGAGAGCCUGCGCAAACGAGAAACCAAAGAGGCCCUUCAAUGGUGUGGUGAGAAUAAGGCUGCAUUAAAGAAGACUCAGCACAAUCUGGAGUUCGAGCUCCGGCUGCAACAGUACAUCGAAAUGGUCCGGACACAGGACAAGUCCAAAAAGGUCGAAGCCAUAAUUCACGCCAAGAAGUAUCUGGUGUCGAAUCAACAGUCCCAGAACACGGAGAUUAUGCGUGCUGCUGGACUGCUUGUGUUCACACAAGACACGAGAGCUGAACCUUACAAGUCUCUUUUUUCUUUGGAUCGCUGGAGUUAUCUUUCAAAUCUCUUUGUUAAAACCCAUCACGAGCUGCUCUCCUUGCCCUCGCAGCCAUUACUACACAUUGCCCUUUCAGCUGGACUGUCGGCACUCAAAACACCCUUAUGUCACUCUGCAUACCAAUCAUCCAGCUCCAACUCACAGUCAACGUCAACAUCUGUGUGCCCUAUUUGUUCCACCGAACUCAACGAUCUAGCCCGCAAAAUGCCAUAUGCUCACCACUCAAAGAGCUAUGUGGAAAGCGACCCAAUAGUUCUUCCAAACGGACGAGUCUACGGAAAGCAUCGACUGAUUGAAAACAGCACAAAGAUUGGCUCAGUCGAAGCAGGCAAGGUCAAAGACCCAACGACGGGCGAGAUCUUCAGUGAAUCGGAUAUGAAGAAGGUCUACAUCAUGUAA
This is a messenger RNA of Penicillium salamii, 1221 nucleotides long. The record is from the annotation of a GenBank genome assembly. NCBI's taxonomy places the organism in Eukaryota, Fungi, Ascomycota, Eurotiomycetes, Eurotiales, Aspergillaceae.